AUGAUGUUUGUUGGAAUGCAAGCAAGACUGCAAAACCAGGAGGUGGAGAUUAAGUGGUUGACACAGCAGGUUCUGUCAGGGAACGCUGCUCCAUAUGUUUUGACAAUAAUGGCACUAGUUUCGAUUCAACCUGAGGGUGAGGACAGAUGGGAGCUACUGUAUGAAGGAUUUCAGAAGCAUUAUCCUCUAAUGGCAGAGGUGAAUGGAAACAACAUGGAAGAAGAGGUGGUACUGGUAGCAGGGAAUAAUAGUAAUAAUAAUAAAAAAUAUGAUUUUAUUGAUCCUUAUUGGGAUGGGAAACCUUACCCAACACUAAAAUCCAAGCCCAUCUACCCCUACCCAGAUCAGCCAGAUGAUUUUGAAGAAGAUUUGUUAAUUGUUGUAAACCAACUGAAACUCACUGAUAGUUUUCAUGUUGAUUACCUUCCUAAAGGCAGAAGGCAGUGGCUUGCGUUUAACGUGCGCUCUGCUGAUGAUGAAAGGGGUUGGAAAGCAUCUCUUGCAGCAGUUGCUGAAUUUAACAGGCUCAAUGGUGCUGAUUUGAAGCUUAGCAAGGUUCUGAGUGUGUUAUCUGGGAUGGCUGCAGGAGUGCAUUACGAUUUGACGUUGCAAUGUACUGAUGGUUGCUUCUAUGAAGCUAGGAUCUUCAUGGAAAUUGGCGAUGCUAUCGAGUUAAUAACAUUUAGGCCUGCAAAACAUUGGCCAAGGCCAACGAUGAGGUAAGAAUUUAGUAGAUAAGAAGAUUGUGAAGAGGAGGAACUAGCCAAUUAGGUGGUGCUGAAACCUCAUGAACAUAGAUGGUACCAAUGAACUAGGAAGAACUAGAAGACUUGGGGGAAGAAAAUACCUUUUUUCAUUUUAU
This is a messenger RNA of Humulus lupulus (European hop), 862 nucleotides long. RefSeq lists its product as uncharacterized. Lineage: Eukaryota; Viridiplantae; Streptophyta; Magnoliopsida; Rosales; Cannabaceae. The transcript is spliced from 4 exons. The record is from RefSeq and is a predicted model, not a curated record. The coding region runs from base 1 to 723 and encodes 240 amino acids.